This is a messenger RNA of Megalops cyprinoides (Indo-Pacific tarpon), 1707 nucleotides long. Its product is annotated as alpha-N-acetylneuraminide alpha-2,8-sialyltransferase-like. NCBI's taxonomy places the organism in Eukaryota, Metazoa, Chordata, Actinopteri, Elopiformes, Megalopidae. Gene Ontology annotation, molecular function: alpha-N-acetylneuraminate alpha-2,8-sialyltransferase activity. The coding region runs from base 655 to 1674 and encodes 339 amino acids. Gene Ontology annotation, biological process: N-glycan processing; oligosaccharide metabolic process. The record is from RefSeq and is a predicted model, not a curated record. The transcript is spliced from 5 exons.
CGAGAGCACAAGAAACUGCUUUGUUCUGAGAGAGUGGAUUCUGCUGGAUUGCGCCCAGUUUUGGCUUGCAGAGCUCCUGGACCCCCUGCGAAAAAAAAAGGAAGACGGAUCGAGCGACCGACGUGGUGCUGGAUUUACAGUACGAGGGGUGGGGGACGAGGCAAUAAAACAAAAUUGCAUUCACGACCGCAAUGAGGCUGCUGGGCACCGGGCGCAGAUUUUUAAGACCUGGUGAGGCAGGGGAAGACUGCGGCGGAUUUCGAGGGGAUGCAACCGUCGUCUGGGAUGCAGCGAGAAGAGCGCCGUGUCCGGCAACGCGAAAUGUAUCCGUUUACUCCCAAAGCGGCUGAGCUUGCGUGAUAAGAGAUUUUUUUCUUUCCUCCCGCUAAAUCAAAAAUAACGGUAUCUUGAUUUAAACAUUAGCCCGCUGCUGAGAGGGAAAAAAUAAGGAAUUUGGUAUGUGCUUACGAAACAAAUAUCUCUGUGUGGACUCCAAUUCCUACUCCCAUUCAUACAGCAGACCAAGGAGAUGCGACCAAAAUGAAGUAUUUUUGCAUGUAGUAAACGUUAACAGAGGCAACGUUAGCUAGCUGGCUAUCUGGUAACGACCCUACUGGCCGCAGCCAAAUUAAAAUUUGUUUGUAUGGGCCGUUUAUGUUUUCCACCGCAGCAGUAAUAAUGUUUUUAAGAUCCCCCAGAAGCAAGUUGUCGGUGUGGGCUGCUCUUUGCGUUUUAGUGCUCUGCUGGCUGUACAAUUACCCGGUUUAUCGGCUCCCAAGCGACAAAGAGAUUGUCAAUGAAGUCCUGCGGCAGGGACAAGUGUGGAAGAGAAACGAGACCGGAAUCCAUUUGUUCAGGAAGCUACUCAAAGAGUGCUGUGACCCUCGCAAAAUGUUCGCAGUCACAAAGGAGAACUCUCCACUGGGCAAGGUCCUCUGGUACGAUGGAGAGCUCUACCACUCCCACACGGUCAACAAUGACACCUACCCGCUGUUCGUACAGGAGACGCCAUUGCAGGUGCCCCUCAAGAGGUGCGCUGUGGUCGGCAACGGAGGGGUCCUGAAGCGCAGCGGCUGCGGGAGCGCCAUCGACCAGGCUGACUUCGUCAUGCGGUGCAACCUGCCGCCGCUGUCGAAAGACUACACAGAGGACGUGGGGACCAGGACGCACCUGGUGACAGCGAAUCCCAGCAUCAUCGAGAAGAGGUUCCAGAACCUUCUGUGGUCCCGGAAGGCGUUUGUGGACAGCAUGAAGGCAUACGGCCUCAGCUACAUCUACAUGCCGGCCUUCUCCAUGAAGCCCGGGACGGAGCCCUCCCUGCGAGCCUACCACGCCCUGGCCGACUCGGGCUCGGGCCAGAAGGUGCUCUUCGCCAACCCGGACUUCCUGAAGAGCGUGGGGCGCUUCUGGAAGGGGCGGGGCGUCCACGCCAAGCGGCUCUCCACGGGCCUCUUCCUGGUGAGCCUGGCUCUGGGGCUGUGUGAGGACGUGGCCCUGCACGGCUUCUGGCCAUUCUCCAUGGACCUGGACGAGAGGCCCAUCAGCCACCACUACUACGACAACGUGCUGCCCUUCUCCGGCUUCCACGCCAUGCCCGAGGAGUUCCUGCAGCUCUGGCACCUGCACAAGAGCGGCAUCCUCAGAAUGUACAUUGGCAGGUGCCCUGAGCAGUAGGGGCAAGACUCCGCCCCUUUCCCAGCAGCCCCC